Sycon ciliatum is the source of this 3557-nucleotide messenger RNA. RefSeq names its product slit homolog 1 protein-like. The transcript is spliced from 14 exons. Bases 161 to 2041 code for a protein of 626 amino acids. The record is from RefSeq and is a predicted model, not a curated record. NCBI's taxonomy places the organism in Eukaryota, Metazoa, Porifera, Calcarea, Leucosolenida, Sycettidae. Gene Ontology annotation, molecular function: calcium ion binding.
AAAACUGCUUAAUGAACGCCUUGUCUUUUUAAGCAGAAGCGUGCUUGCUGGAGAGUGCUCCUUUGCUUGUGAUUCCACCGAAGACGCAACAACCAAGACUUGUUCGAAGGCCUUAGGUUUUGGAGCCGUCCCAUCCCGGACAGCGGACUGAGAGGACCAGAUGGCUUCUAGUGGAGUGAUGUGGGUAUGCCUGAUGGUUAUGGUCACCGUGGAGUUCAACAAUGCGACAACAACAUGUUCAUUGUACUGCACAUGUAGUGGGGAAUCAAUGUCGUGCAGCAAUCUUCCGAACUUCAGCUCCAUUCCUGAUCCCCUGCCUCGCAGCGUGAAAUAUUUGAAUGUACAAACCUCCAAUUUGGGAUCCCUCAUUGAUCAAAUGUUCCCAACGGUCGAAUCUAUAUACUUGCGAUGGUGCAAUGUCACAUCCAUCUCCCGUGAUGCAUUCAAGAACACUCCUGAUCUGCGGUUUUUAGUCAUCAGUGCGAACCCUUUACUUACCAGUUUGCCAUCAGACUUGCUGGCAAACGUGCCGAAACUGACUCACCUCGUACUGGGUGACAACUGGCUACUGACGAUUCCGCCGGAUUUGCUUCGCAGUGUUCCACUUCUUACCCUUCUACGACUGGAACACAGUCCACGGAUAACUAUUCCUCCAAGAUUUCUGGACAAUGUUCCCCUUUUGGAGUACCUAUCUCUAACGCAAACGAACUUAUCUGUGCUUCCACCUGACAUGAUUGUUCCUAGCAAAAGGCUUACUAGAUUAGAAAUGGAAUUGGCGAAUCUGGCUGAGUUUCCCUUUAACAUGUUCGUGGCCAACCAAAAUCUGACAAAACUAUACAUCCGAGUAAAUCCAUUGAAACUGACCCUUUUGAGUUCAUGUCCACUUGGCGUUGCCAUGCGACACGUGACCGAACUGCUUGCGGAUCCAGAUGCUCUGCAGUUUGCCCGGAACUUGCUGGCCAUGUGCGGUGGAUUAUCUGCAUUUCAAUGCUACAACAACAAAGGCAAGACAGAUUAUUUCUGCCAAUGUCCAUUAGAUCUGGUGUAUGAUGGCAACGACUGUGUGAACACAACAGUUUGUGAUCCUGAUAACCGAGCAGGAGCAUGCAACCAGUACCCAAUAUGCCAGCUAAACGAGCAAUUAUCUGCGUACGAGUGCACCUGCAGAACAGGUUUGAAGCUCGGCAGUCAUCUAUGUGAGCUUGCAGACGAAUGCGCAGAACGGACUCACGCAUGUGACACCUUCGCUUUGUGCAACAAUACUAUUGCCAACUACACCUGCAAGUGUAAAGUGGGUUUUACAGGUAAUGGCUGGAUGUGUUCGGACAUUGAUGAUUGUGGCACUAUGAAUAAAAUUUGUGGUAACAACAGCAGAUGCAUCAACUCACUCGGUAGCUACUUCUGUGCAUGCCACCCAGGGUUCAUGACAUCAAAGUAUCCAUCAGCAAUCGGUGAAGAACACUGUGUAAACGUUCAAGAAUGCCACUCCCAACCAUGUGGCAAUGGCCGUACAUGCGUUGACACCAUAGGUUCCUUUGUAUGCAUUUCCACUGGUACAACUCAGCCAAGCAACGCAGGAAAUAACUCCGUGGUGUCUUUUUCAACAGGUAGCCAUACCCCGUUGACCGUUCCAGCGGCCUCUAUCUCAAGCCUAGCUGCGUACGCUGGUAUUGGAGUAUUGCUGGUCAUUGCAGGAAUAUUGACCAUACUUCUGGUCAAGUCUCGACGGGAAAGGAGCCACAGGAUUCCUACCAUAUCCCUGAACGCCACCAAUGCGUUGCGACUGUUCGCGAGUCAUGAACGAAUGGACCAAUGCCACUCAAAUCCGAGGCACGACGAUCAAUCAGCUGGACCUCAUCUUGAAAUGACGCCCAACCAAACUGCAAGUGGAAGUAUUCUCGAUGCCUCAUGUGGGUUUGCGGGGGAUAUCGGUAACCUGAUGGAUAAUGAAGCCUACGGGGUGAAUGUAAACCUCAGCAGGCCUUCGGAAGGUCAGAGUGGCAGUGAGAGAGCUGACGAUUGUGUUUAUGAGACUCUAUGAUUUAGCAACUCUACUCAUUCUGUCAUAUUUUUGGUUUAGGCUUGCUCCCUAACUACUUGAAGAACACCAGUCAUGGAUUGUUCUUUCUGGGCUCAAUUAAAACCCGUUCUGUGGCAGUUCGCUCCCCUUUCCCUUUGUUAUCUCUCACUGCAUCACCCUCACACCUUCUCCCACUGCAGCCUUCUCAUGUUCUAUCCUUCAUUAUCCUCUGUAAGGCUUGGAAUCGCUCUUUUCUCCUAUACUCGAGUCCUGACCGGUUACACUGGUAGCAGAGGAUUGUUUCGAUCCAUCGACGUCUGGGUUAUGGGCCCAGCACGCUUCCGUUUGGACUGCCCGCUCGUUUUUCGCGAAACUUGCUAAAACGAUACACUCCACUGGCAUGAUUUUACCUUCAUAUCUCUAUUUUAGCUGCUCUCCCUGCAUCAUUAAUCGCAAUGACGAAUUGUCAUAUUGUGGAGAUGCCUCAAUAGGAUCGCAUCCUUCCCAUAGCAUUUCUUUCUUCAGCUCGUCUCACACGCGCAGCAGAUGCCAUCUGCUCCGAGCAUAUGCACACAGCUUCUUCCGAAGACACUUCCUGCGCCUCGGGGCCACCAGUUAUGGGCGAGCUACAACCGGUCCCCUAAUUCCUGCCACCAAAUGAGUGUGAUGAUGGCCAUGAAGUGUACGAGAGUGCAGAAGAGAUAGAGCAGAUGGUGAACAAUGGGGCCUACUGUGCUACGGAGGAGCUGGACACGACGACUCGCUAUUGUACACCUCCACGACCGGGCAAUGAGAAACCGCCUGGUGAUUUGGUUUACGAUAAUAUUAUAAUUAUUAUGUUAUCAAUUUUGCUCAGAUGUGGCCGACCCCGUAGAAUGAUAGUGCCGGUGGACGGAUGUGCGGCUGCACAUUCGUAUCCUUUUCACGUUCUACGCACUGAUAUUGUGGAAUGUCUUGCAAUCCAAAAUUAAUGUCUCUCUCUCUCGUUCUCUUUCUCUCUCUCUCUCUCUCUCUCUCUCUCUCUCUCUCUUGCUUUCUUUAUAUCCUUUUUAUCGGUUUGCGUUUCCUGCACAUAUAAUUUUUGGUACAUAUAAACUGAUUGUGACCUAUCGCUGUCCUCCAAUUGACUAAUAAUGCUGGUUAUGGCUCAUGCAUGAACCAAUAGCGUUAAAGUGUAUUUCUUAGUUUCUUUUCGCACUAACUCAAACAAACAUAUACCUGUCGACGUUCACCUUUUGAUGAUAGUACAAGUUUUGGUUCUGGAUGCACGCAUGUCUAUUUGUGCACCCGUUCUACCGAAGUCCAACCCUGAAUCACCGACGUGAACACAAUAUUCAGAAUCUAACUCGCCACAGUCUGCACUCACGCUUUGGACUCUGAGCUGCUAAAAUUAAAUUUCUUCUUCCCUACACAUCACCUAGGCUAACAGUACAUGUCUUUUCUUUCUUACUCAUUAUCCGCUACGUUGCCUACUUUUUCUUCUUUUUUGGAACCUUAAUUCUUCUAUUUUUACCGUUUUCAUUAUUUUGGACCUGUU